Messenger RNA from Penaeus indicus, 2664 nucleotides. RefSeq names its product TBC1 domain family member 31-like. The record is from RefSeq and is a predicted model, not a curated record. Lineage: Eukaryota; Metazoa; Arthropoda; Malacostraca; Decapoda; Penaeidae. The coding region runs from base 46 to 2271 and encodes 741 amino acids. Gene Ontology annotation, cellular component: centrosome. Gene Ontology annotation, molecular function: protein binding. The transcript has 16 exons.
GGAAAUUGUAAACGCCCAAGUUCAAAACUUCCAGAUGAUAUCAUCAUGCGAGGUCAGGUAGUUUUGGACGAAGUGUCUGGCGAUAUCUGGCCAGAUACUUUUAACUUGCAGGCCCUCAAGUCGGCAACAAAACUAUCAUGUUUGUUAGAGGUGAUUGGCACCGGGGGAAUCCAGCCUUCAGCCCUGAGCAGCAACUCCAAAUUCCUGGCCGUGGUGACCCAAGGGGAAGACGGCUCAAACAGGCUCUUCAUUAUUCAUCUUGAGGAGAAAAGGUUUUACCUACUGAAGAGGAUGGCAAAACCUUGUACUGCCUUGAUAUUUCAUCCAUAUAUGGAAAACAUGCUUUUUCUUGCUACUGCUGCAACUAAGAUUUAUAGAAUUAAUGCUGAUGACGGCAGUGUGGUGAUCAUGGAGGGACACACAUCACCUGUAAAGGGCAUUCACUCAGGUUCUCGGUCGCCACUUGUGCUGAGCUACAACACUGACGAGGUCUUCUUGUGGUCGUGGCCAUCCCUCACCCUUACCAACAAGCUGCGGCUGGAAGACAGGGUGGCUGUGGUCUGGGCCGGGCAUGUUUGGCAGCGGGAUGAGCUGGUUGUGUGUUUCAUUAACGGCAGCCUGCUUCUCUGGCCUAGCCAAGACCUCUCUACACAGAGAACCAUAGAACCUCCAAGUGGACUCGAUUUUGAUUUUACUGCCUUUGCACUCUCAAGUGGGGGGGAGUGGAUCGUUGGAGGGGGGAAGAGCCACCUUAUGGUCACCUACUCCCUGGUGGGCCGUCGGGUCUCGCAGGUCGUGCAGCUGCCCUCCUCAUGCAACAGCGUCUACCAGGCCAUCUUCCUGCCGCCCGUGCAUCCCAGGUUUAGUCAAGUGUUGGCCAUUUUAAACACAACAGGAGUGCUUAACAUCAUUGACUUCACAAGCAUGACAAAGCUCAAGACAGUUCGAUCUCAGAGGUUCAAUAUUGAUUCAGUCAGUGUGAGUGAAGACGGCAACUUCUUGGCAGUGUCAUAUGCCAACAGCAUCACGAAGAUGUACCCAGUCAGUGCCCUCUUUCCUGACGACCCUAAGAAUGCUGAACUCCGCAACAUUAAGAAGAGGGACAUUGAGUUCAAGAUCAUCGAAAAGAUGGAAGUGCCUGAGAGGAAGGAGGAAGAGGGAGAGAAAGAUAAGAAGAAACAGGAAAAACACAAGGAGUUAAAGGAACUACUAGACAGGAACAAAUGGUAUCCUAUCCUUGUGGAAUUCAAAUCAUACCCUGAAAAGUACCGAAGCCUAAUCUGGGUGUCCAUGCUAGAGUUACCACGCAACUACCUUGUGUUCAGCACGCUGCUCGACAAGGGAAUGCACUCAGCCUUCGAAGGGUUAAAGGAGGUGCUCAAGCUAUCAGACGGAUCGUUACUGAAGACUCUUCAGGGCACACUGUCCUGCUUGGCUCACUGGGCUCCUUUCCUGUCGAGCGUAGAGUAUUUGCCAGAGCUCAUCUUCCCCUUCGUCAAGUUCUUCCAUAGCAACCGGCUGCUGUGUUUUGAGGUUUCUGUGACAUUCAUCUUGAACUGGUGUCGCUUAUGGUUUGAAUUCUGGCCUAAACCAAGUGUCACAGUCUUGACUGUGAUUGAACGCUUGAUCUGCGAGAAAGACCCAGUCUUACUUGCACACUUAAUGAAACUUCAAGUCACAGCUGAAGAUUACGCCUGGUCAUUACUUACAAAUGCCUUCUCUCGGGUUCUUUCCAAUGAAGACUGGUUAGUACUUUGGGACCACAUCCUCUCCAACCCGCCUUCAUUCCUGCCCUGUGUCGCAGCUGCAUUUACAAUCAAAUCACGCCACACUCUAAUGACCUGUGAGGAUGCCCAGGAUGUGAAGACCUAUUACAGCCAAGAAGCCUGGAUUUCAGUUAAGCACAUCAUCGACAAAGCAUACUUCAUAUACCAGAACUGUAGUGCAGAGACCCUUCCCAAGGAACUCUUUGGAGAACUCAAGCCAAUGCCCAAAGGAGGCCUUCCCAUCUUCAACAUUGGGCCAAGGGAUGCGCGGGAAGAAGAGAGAGGUAAGGUAGAGAGGAAACUGCGCAAUUUAAGCCUGAGGACAGAGGCCCUGAAGCGUAAUCAGAGUAAAGGUACUGAGGAUACGUCACGUCUGGCUGAGAAGGAGGAAAUGGUAUAUACAAUUGGAAGGAAAGACCUCGAAAAGCAAGAGGAGGAGUGUCUCAACAGCAUUCUCAACUUGCGGAAAAGGCAUCUUGCAACGGCAGAACUCGAUGCAUCAUAGGCCUGUGUUGCAUUAGAUCAGUGAGAUUUGACCUGUGAUUUACAAUUUGGAGAAUUUUAUGGUCUUGUGUGUAUGUGUGAUUUACACAGGAUUAGUUUUGAAAUAAUGGGUAAUAACUUGUAUGUAUAUAAGCUCUAUGUACAUAUGUAUAAUAUUUUACAUCAAGGAUAUGGUUUAAUGUGCAAUUCAACAAUAUGCUGUGCAAGUUUCUACAUGAGUCAUAAAGAAAAAUGAGUCAUGUAUUUUGAUGUUAAUGUUUUGCCAUUGCAAUAGAUUUCAGUUUUUGUAUUUAGCUUCAGAAUAGAUUCCAGAAGUACUCAAAUGUUAAUCCAUUUAUAUUGCAAUAUUUUUUUCAGUUCCUGUGGAAUAUUUUGUUUUAAAUAAAAAGCUGCA